CAAAAUUUGAAUGUUUAAAGAAUUCAAAAUUCAAAGCGAGUCCUGACAUUUAUCAACUAACGCCUACCUGCGCUGCGAUUAUGGAUGCUGGGGAACCGGUUGUCAUCUACAUCAGCUCAGAUGAAGAUGAAGAGGAAGAAGACUCCACCGAGUCCGACACCGCCUCCGGCGACGGAGGAGAAGGAGGGGCUGAAACCAGCGAUGAUUCCGAUUGUGUCAUUCUAGAAGAAGACCCUUUUAAGCCGAAUGAAGAACUGAGCGAAAUAGCAAGCGAUGAUUCCGACGAUGUGCUCGUGACUGGCGUAAAGGGUCAGGCUGUUGUUGCUUGUAGAGAUUAUCCCCAUCCUAGGCAUCUUUGUGUUAAAUUUCCCUUUGACACUACAUCGCGGGAAAUUCACUGUGACCAGUGCCAUUGCUAUGUCUGUGAGACACUUGCUCCAUGUGUCUACUGGAGAAGCGACGAGACUUUAAGCCACUGCCAUGCCACCGAUAAGAUCAAGCAUUGGAAAACACUUAGAGAAACUAAGAAGAAUGAGAUUGUUCUUCGGUUAAAUAACCUCAACCUCGGCGAUUCCAAAUCUCAACCAUCUUGAACUCCUCCCCGCUUUAGAUUCCUCUCGUGCUCACCUGAUAUAAUAGAACUUCUAUUAUAUGGAAAUAGACAACCAAAACUCAACCCAUGAUUCAUCCACCCUUUAGCUUCUCCUCAUCCCAAAUUGCUCUCCUCCAAAGCUAUAAGGGAAGGGAAGGGACCAAUGUGAGGGCAAAGGUGCUCAGUGGUUUAUUAG
Cuscuta campestris is the source of this 788-nucleotide messenger RNA. Lineage: Eukaryota; Viridiplantae; Streptophyta; Magnoliopsida; Solanales; Convolvulaceae. The record is from the annotation of a GenBank genome assembly.